AUGGGGGAAAAGCCAAUAGAACCUUAUAAACGGGCACAAGCAGUGGCUCUGCAUCAAGUUGGUUUUAAUUUGACGGACAUAUCAAGAGAACUCAAAAUUUCUCGUUGUUGCGAGCGAAAUACGAUCAACAAAUUUGAACAACAUGGUACAUUUGAAGAUUUGAAACAAUCUGGUCGACCAAAAGCUCUUUCUACUCGAGAUAUACGUGAUCUGAAACGUCUAGUAACAAGUGAAAAUCGAUUAAGUGUGGGCAAAAUUAGGAUGGAUUUAAAUAUUAGUCGGCCAAAACCAGUUUCGCGAGAAACUGUGCGUCGUUAUCUCAAAAAUCUUGGUUAUGAAUAUGCUGUAAAAAUCAAAAAGCCGUGGCUAACUGUGAAGCAUAAGAAAGACCGUGUUAAAUGGUGUAAACAAUAUCAACAUUGGACCAUUCACGACUGGCGUAAAGUUAUAUUUAGCGAUGAAUCAACUUUCUAUGUGUUAAAACGUAAGAAUCAAGUAAAAAUUUGGCGAUCUGAUGACGAACGAUUGUUGCCUGAAUGUGUACAGCAAAUGAAUACAGGUAACGGCGGGAAAAUUGGGAUAUGGGGUGGUAUUUCGGGACAAGGAACGACAAUGGCACGAAUUUUCGAUGAUAGUAUGAACGGAAUAUUGUAUUGCGAUGUUCUACAAAAUGAAUUAAAAAAGUCUAUUGCGCGACUUCCAAAGAAAAUGUCGUACAUGUUUCAACAAGACCUUGCUCCAUGGCAUACGUCAAAAUUGGUAAGUGAAAAAAUAGCGAAGACGAAGUUGAACAUGUUUGAGGGUGUUUUUUGAACCCUUUUGACUAUAGGGUAAAAAAUGUAUUUCGCUAUACAUUCUCAGUUCACGAUCAAUUUGAUGGAGCAUAAGUGGAUUAUAUAGACCUCAAUUAUGACUACAUAUAUAUAUAUCUUAAGAUAUAUAUUUUUUCUUACCUGCGAAGAAACAAUCAAAAAAUAGAAAGUGUCUUAAACUUUUGUGGUCCACUUUAUUCUUAGCAUUCUGUCAUUUUUCAUGAAAACUGACUUUCUGUAUCACUCACCAAAAAAGUUCACUAACUAAUUGUCAUUUCAAUUCAGUCAUGAAGAUAUCAAAAACAUCUUAUUUUACGAACAUAAUUUCACAUCUAAGAGUACAUCUACUUUAGGGUUGAGGGUAAACGAGAUACUUGCAAAAGAUAAAACACAAACACAUUUCUUUAUUUAGUUCAUUUCCUUCAUUAAAGUAGAAUAAUUUCAAUAUAUAAUCAAAGAGAUGCUAUGAGAGAAAUUCCAAGCGAAGGCAUGAUCUGCAAAAGUCUUACCUAUUUAGCUGCUGCCAUUUGAGUUUUCUUUUGUUGUCGUCUUUUUGUCUCUGCUUGUCUGUUGACCAAUUGUUCAGUUGUAUGACCAAAUUAGAUAAAGAGAAUGAUGAAAUAGUUUUAAUCAAUUGACAUUCAUAUUCAUCGUCACUUUUUCACUCAAACACUCACUAUACUGCAGCUUCAAAACAAUCAAAUUAAAGACAGUGGGGCACAGUUCCUCGCCGAAGCAUUAAAAACCAACAAAGUGAAUUUUUUUUAUUUUCUACACAUCUUUUUUUUCUCACGUUCACAUUUUCUUAAUCUUUUAUAAACACUGCUGGAAUUAGAUCUCUCAGAAAAUAAUAUCUCCGCUAAUGUGAAAACUACUUUGGCACAACAAGACGAACGAAUGUGCUUGUGAUUAAUUGAUUGGUUGUCUUUUUAUUUGGAUUAAAUAAAAUAAACUUUGAUUAUUUAUUUAUACUAUUAUAUUCGCACCCGUGCAGUAUAAAAAAACUGUACGUGCAGUAGACACACAUGCUAAUAAUGGAUGGGUGAACCGAAGAAUCAUUCUGUGAACCAAGAAUAUCCUUUGUCUAUUUAUCAUUGAUUUAAAGGAGGGCAGGAGAGAAAGAAAGAAGUGCUAUUCGUGACCAGCAAGUAGUACAUCCUGCCUGUCGAUCUUGAGGGUGAGGGUGAAUCCAAGUAAUCAAUGCUGGUUUCUGUCUAGUCUGACAUUAGAUCUCAUCAUAUGAUUUGAUUUCAGAUAUUCUCAUCAGUAGAAUAAAUCUUUUUGUCUGUCAUUUUGUUAAUUGAAGUUAAUUUUAAAGACAAAAUAAUCUUCUCUUUUACAAUAACCUCAACAACUUAUGAAAACAAUAUCGGCCAAAUUUUGAAAUAUCGUUAUCGAAGUAUCAUCGUUCUCAUAUUUAUUUUUACAACUAGUUGAAUAUAUUUGCUUUUUAUUUUCUUUAUAUGUAUUUAGAAAUCAAUUUUAUGAAGUUGAAGUAUAUUUUUGUAGAGAAUUAUUUAGAUAGUCUUUUGAUAAAGGAAACAGUUUGAUCGAGUCAAAGGAAGAGAAGAAAACUUGAAAAUAAGAAGAGCACAGUUCUUUUUUGACCAUCCGUUAUUUUAAGCUUUUCUUCGAUCAUGUUUCUAUUUGACGGCGAACUUCGAAUAUGUCAUCUUGUUAUUUUCAUUUUCAUUCACUUCAAACAUCAACAAGAACACUUAUUUUCUUGAUUUUCACUGAUAAAAAUAAUCCGCAAAUCAUUCGAUUAUUAUGAAAUUUGUGAUUAAAAAAGUCGUUGCUUGGUUAAUAUUAUAUCUUACAAGUCGAGAUAUGAGAAAAGACGAAAUUUUAAUAAGAUUCAUUCGAGUAUUUCUGUGAGUGUGACCUAUUUAUGCCAGUGUGAAUUAUUUCUUUCUAUUCAUAAGUUAUAUAAGUUUGAUAAAGAAAAACUACAGUUGAAAGAACAACGUUUUGUAUUUAAUAAUAUUCAAUUUUUUUAAACAAGAUUUAACAGCCUGUUAUUUUUCACGUAAACUUGUUUCCCAUGUCAUCUAUAGAAAAAUCUCGAUAAAGAGUUUUCACUUCAUUUCAGUUGUAUGAAUAUUGGAAGCGUCAUGUAUAACAAUAUGUUCUCAUACCCUGAAUUGCUUGUGCUUUACUAUUGAGAGCAAAUUAGAAAUCUGAAAAAAAACUUCAAAAUGAUAAAAUGAUUGACUUUCAAAGGUGAAGAUAGUUUCUUUGCAAUUUGUCUAAUAGAUAAUAACGAUUGAAAUAAAAUAUUAAAGAGAUUUUGUAAUUCGCAAAAUCCUGUAUCGAUUAAUGAUCAUUUGAAAAUUUUCAUGUUAAUCCUCAUAAUGAGAUAAAAUUAUAACUUUUUUCAGAUUUUCAAGAAUUUAGCUCUUCUAAACUGCCGUUUAUAACGGGUGUCCCAGAAUAAAUUAUACCAUUCGUAUUUUGAGUAUAACUCUUCUAUUAUCCAUUAGAUCGGGACAUCUUUUUAUACUAAAAGAUAGCGCUUGAAAUUCUCUACAAA
Messenger RNA from Rotaria sp. Silwood2, 3345 nucleotides. Lineage: Eukaryota; Metazoa; Rotifera; Eurotatoria; Philodinida; Philodinidae. The record is from the annotation of a GenBank genome assembly.